Colletotrichum lupini is the source of this 678-nucleotide messenger RNA. RefSeq lists its product as uncharacterized. The transcript has 4 exons. The record is from RefSeq and is a predicted model, not a curated record. Lineage: Eukaryota; Fungi; Ascomycota; Sordariomycetes; Glomerellales; Glomerellaceae. Bases 1 to 678 code for a protein of 225 amino acids.
AUGCGCCGCGGCUUCUCAUUCCCCCAAAAGGCAAGCGGGUUGGUGACGGCUGUCUGGCUUGAGUUCCCAUUGAGUAAUAAGACGCAGUGGCCCGAAGUUGCACUUUAUUCAAGAGCUCUCAACGUCACUCUUUCGAAAUACAAUAAUGCGGUCGCGACAAUGCGACAAUUUGUGGUGGACACUCAUCGCCGCCCACUUACCCCGGGCCCGACUUUUUUAACCUCUUGCGCGCCGAGGAGCACCGUCAAUCCUUGCAAAGUGAUUGACAUGCUUCAGACUUUCCACAGUCGGAUUUCCUCAUGUCAAUCAAUGGCAGAGAAUUCCAAAAUGCAGAUUCCAUUCGGAUUGAGACCCCUCCACGAAGUCAGUUGGGUUGAGGAAAUAAUUGGGUCCACACUCCCCAAAGCGGAAGUCUUACCCACUCUACAGACUCUCGUCCCUCCUCGCCCGAGUGAAUGGCGCGCAACUACGCGCUGUGGUGAUUUUUCAGCGAAUCCGACUUUAUUAUCACCAGGUGGUGUUCUCAUUUCUCGCUGUGCAUUAUCGCCAGCGAAAACUGUCGUCGACAUCCAGGUCGACUCGACUUUUUGCGAUCGGAUUGCUCAGAGGCCAAUGGCGUUCGCUAAGACACUGGUAUGGCCUUCUUACUUCCCUUCACGUUCUCAGUCGCUGCAAUGA